AUGGCCUACGGCGCGCGCGGCGGCGGCGCCAUGACGCAAGAUCUAGGUGGACUCGAACGGGAACUCUCGAGCCGGUUGGAGUUGGAGCACACCGUGCUCGAGGCGCGCGCGCAGGAGUUAAGGCGAGAGGCGCGGAAGCAAGCCCGGCAACGGGCGUUCCUGCGCGAGGAGAGAAAACGAGCGCGCGACGAAAAGGAGGCUAUCAUUCGAGAUGCAGCCAAAUUGGAACACCGCGACAAGGACGACUGGUUUCCCCGCGAUUACCUCGACGCGACGCCCCAGAAACGACUUCGACUGAAUGUCGGAGGCCAGAUCUUCGAGAUCAACGUCGCGAAGCUAGACAACGACCCCGACAGUUUGUUGGCAGCCUUGGCGGCCGAGGACUGCCCGUUGUUCGGAGAUGAUCGGGGGAAACGCGUCGCUUAUGUCGACCGGGACUGGUGGACCUUCCGGCACGUCCUCGCGUUUCUGAGGGACGGCGUCUUGCCGGCUUCUCCGUCCCUGGCUCUACCUUUGUAUCGCGAGGCGGCCUUCUGGAGAUUGGGUUCGUUGCAACGAGCCGUCGAGGAGACGCAUUUACAUUUGACAAGGACGAAGAUCGACGUCGACGCCAAGGGCGAAGUCACGGAAGAAAAGCAGACCAAGGAGUCAAAAUUCUGGCUCAGCAAGCCGAACUGGUGGGAGGCCCAGGCGCCCUCCUCCUCAAAAAAGAAGGAGGGCGAGAAGGGCGAGGACGACAAGGACCCCGACUGGUGGAAGGACCGCGACGACUAUCGAGGGGCGCGCUUCGCGCUGUCGACGGACCCGGAGAAGGUCGUGGCCACCUCCGAGGACGUCGAGGAGAAGAAGGACGUCUACCCGAUGCUCUCGUCGACGUGGGGCUACUACCACUGA
This is a messenger RNA of Pelagomonas calceolata, 894 nucleotides long. The record is from the annotation of a GenBank genome assembly. Lineage: Eukaryota; Pelagophyceae; Pelagomonadales; Pelagomonadaceae.